AUUUUAGUUCUGAUUUGAACUUUGCUUAAAGCGGUUGAGUUUAACGGAAUAUUUAUUGAAAGACAGUGAAAACGUUUAUAAAAAUAAAAAUUUAUUAAUUACAAAUAACAAUCAGUUGAAUCUUGCCAAACAAAACUCGCUAAUAUAAAAUCAAUAAAUUACAAAAAAAUAUAAAAACGCAAAACGUUAAACCUCUACGGGCAAUAGAACAAAUAAAUAUAAAAAAUUCUAAAUAUAUAAAGAAAAAAUAUCAAUUACCUUCUGCUAGAUAACUGGGUGUGAAGAGCUUUAUCUAUUUAUUCAAAUUACACAGUGUCAAACCAUUACACGGUGAUUAAGUUUUACAAUCCCGCUUUUUGCCCUGUCUACAGGCCUCAUUUACACACUAUGGUAAAUCAUAAUUGGUUUUUAGCCACUGUGCUACUAUGGCUACUACUUUGUUAUCACAUCUUGUGUAUAAAUGCUCAGAGUCAAAAUGCAAUUGGAGCUCAUCGAACAUUUCAAAAGACUUCAUUUUCGUGUGCUGGACGACCAUCUGGCUACUAUGCUGAUAUUGAAACUGGUUGCCAGGUCUACCACAUGUGUGAUGGUCUGGGACGACAAUUUAGCUAUUCAUGUCCGAAUACAACCUUAUUCCAACAGCGCAUGCUAAUAUGCGAUCAUUGGUAUAUGGUGAAUUGUUCCAAAGCUGAAAGCGAUUACACGGCAAAUUUGUUAAUAGGCCAACGUGAUAAACCAUUUGUUAAUGAUGAGGAAAAUAGCUUGCGUACCCCCAGACCAGAUCUUUUAGAUCGUCCUUAUGCUCCCGACUACUCAGGGGAAUCGUUUAGAAACCAAUAUCAAAAGUCACUUUCAUCGGUGCUUAAUCAAAUCUAUGAUCAUACAGCUCAAAAAAUGAAAGAUAAAACUCUACAAGCUCAACAAAACCAAUUGGGUACUGGACAACAAAGAUGGAAAAUACCACCACCUAGUCGCAUUAUAUUACCACCAGCCUAUGAGCCCCAAAUAUUAGAGGAAAGUAGUGCAAAACCCUCAACCCGCACCUCGUAUUAUACCACAACUAUUACGACCACAACACGAAAACCUUCGACCUUGAGACCAACAGCAACUACUAAAAAUCAAUCUACGAAAUUUAACAAUGUUGCUGCUUUACACAAUCGACACGAUGAACAUUUGCAAUUGGAACACGAUGACUUAGGCACUAGUCACAGUACUCGUUACAACACUUCGGCUGACUUUAAUUCAGCCGAAGAUCGUUUUGCUAAAACCCCACAAAAAGCUACUACACCACGAAAAUCGACGUACAACAGCAACUUUAACAAUGCCUUUACCACAGCCAAACCCACCACCACCACGAAGAAAACAACAUUAAAUCCUAAAAUAAAAGUACCUUCAAAAAUCUACGAGCCUCCUUUAUUAUAUCCCAUUUACAAUAUGGACGACAACACAGCUACAACUACAAUGAGACCUACCUUUAGAGCAUCAACUGCUUCACCAUUUGUUACACGUGUAUCGGCUACCACAAGUACCACCACUACCAAGGCCCCUACUCGUCCAACAACCGUAAUAGGUAAACCAUUUACUCGAUCCUCAUUUAGCACCAGCACAAAAGUGGGCACAAAUUCCAAUAACAUUGAUAGAUUUGAUGUUUCGAAAUUAAGUAAAGAAAUUAGAACACCAGCACCAGCCCAAGGAUUUAAACCACCCACUCCCACUCCACCGGUUAAAAAUUCUAGAACUUCACAAAAUUCCACUUAUAAUAAACCAGAUCGGGGUAGUGUAAAACAUGAACAGCCCUCAAAACAGUUGUUACCACCUUUAGCAGAUUUUAUAACACAUGAUGUGGCUACCACUCAAGGACCUCCUAUAUAUUACGAAUGGAAAGUUCCCUCAGAUGGUUUAGAGCCACCAAAACUAGAUUCUCCCAUAGGAGUAGAUGGUAGAGAAUACCCUGAAACAGUUAUUGAUUACAAUUCUAUAAGUACAAAUAAUGGCUUCACAUCAAUCUCCUCUUUUGGCAUAGACCAAAAGAAAAGCAAUAAUACGAGCAAAUCCGAAAAUAAAACUACUGUACCCUCCCGUUCCCCCAUUUCUAGAUCAAUUAAGGAAACAGGCCAGCCAAAAGGUGUAAAUGAAACUAAAGCAAAAACCUCUAACACAAGCCCGACCAGAGCGUCUACUACUACACAGAAAUCUAGUAACCCAGGAGAUAUAUUCCAAAUACGUAAAGAACUUUCAGUUCCAGAAUAUGCUUUUCCUUUGGAAAAUGUUGGGCGCACAGGAUAUUUAGAUACAGAUGUUUAUAACUCAUUUCAAUUGAAAAUUCCUGAAAGACGUGCCGAUACAGAUGAACAUAUACAUUGGUAUGGUGAAAAUCCUAAGUGCCCUGAAUGUCAUCCGUCCUAUGUUAGACCGGGUACUUGCGAACCCUGUAUACGAAGAUAGGGCGAAAGUGUAACAGCAGUUUAUUGCAAAACAAGUAUUUUGAUUCGUUUUACAACUUAGUUUUUAAAAAUUUAAAUCAUAAACAACUUUUUCAUUCUUCUCUGUGCAAACUCAAUUGACAUUUUAUCAUAAAAAAAGAUUAGCUUAAUAAUGGAAAUUAUUAGAAGCAUUCGAAAUUACUUCACUUUGCAAUUAUGUUUCAUUAUAAUUUAUAAGUUAUUGUUUACCAUAUUAGUGUAAUAUGUCUUCAAGAAUUUUCCUAUUGUAUACAAUUUAGAUAACAUAAAUACUACUUAUAAUAUAUUAAUACACAAUAACGUCUACGAGAAAUGUUGAAAUUAAUACAAAAAGUUUUAAAAAUAAACGUUCAAGAUUGUUCAAAUAUUUGGUAAAGUGAGAUUAAAAAAUGGCUUAUUUUGGCCUUAUUUUGUCAAAUAUUUAAAAGUGUAUAUUAUUUAAAAUAAGUGGUACACCCUUAUUUUUAAUUUUUAAGUUUUUAACUUAGUAUUUUUUAUUUUUAUACAAAUUAUUAUUUAACUUUUUAGUGCGAUUGGCAUUUUUUAUACAAUUGUUUGUUACGACAUGUUUCGUAAAUAAUAAAAAAAAAUUAUAAAAAAUAAAAAAAAUAUUUUUUUUUAAUUGCACCUCGAUUUACAUUACAAGCCAUGCCUUACAUAUCUAUGAAGGAAAACGAUUUUAAUACAUGAUUGAAGUACAAAGAAGUAACCAAACCUACGAAAACUUUGUAAUGUCUGAUAAUCGUAACAGCAAAGGCAAUGUCAAUUUUCAUACUUUUAGUUAAAUAUAAUGAAUUUUAAAAUUAAAUAGUAAUAUCUAAUUAUAUGUACAAUUAAACAACAUACCUUUUUUAAAUUAUCACCAAACAAAUUCUUUCCAAUUUAUCGCAAUAGAAAUGGUUUUGUUAACAUUUUUAUUUACACAAAUUUACGCUCUUACUAUAGCUCUUAAUAAAAUAGCAACAACAAUAUUUUGCUCUCUUAUUGCCUUUAUAUUUUUCUUAUACAAGAAAAUAAAACACAUACACGCACCCAAACAAAAACACACUACUUAUUUUGAUUUGCACUUGUUGUUGCUUUCUUCACGGCUUUUUUUUGCAAACAAAUGCAAUAAUGGUGAUUUGCAAUUUCUUAAAACACUUUUUUAAACGAUUUAUCACUUUUUACUUAAAAAUAUUUUUACAUAUUCACAAACUAGACAACCUAAGCUUUCUUUUGAUAUAAAUUUUAUUUAAAACAACCACUUAUUUCUUACUAUUUUUCAAUAAAAACAGACAAUUAUUUUCUUAUUUCAUUUAUACAUCCGAUUAUGUUGAAUAAAAAGCGCGAACUAAAUAGAAGUGUCAAAAUAAAUGGUUUACUUAGAGAGGGAUGGGUGAAUGUCAAUAAGGAUUGAGCAAAGAAAAACGAAGAUUAUAGUUGUUAGAUUAUGGUGAAUGUUUUUUGUUUGUUUUUUAAAUAGAAAAGUUUAAGCUUAUUUAAAUAAACAAAUGUUUUUCUAAUUAAACCUAUAUAAAAAGAAUAUAAUUAACGGAAAAACUACAACUGACUACAUGAAAUUAGAACAACAGAAUAUGAAUUCAAUAUUGAAAUUUUAUUUGUUUUGUUAUUUGCAUAACUAAGUGAUCAUUCGAAUAUAACAAAUCUUCCAAUUUGAUUUCUAUUCGGAUAUAAUAUGUUUACAGAGGGCAAAAUAUACACGACUAGUACCAAGAUGACAACAAAGUGUUCAUAAUUUUUGUGUGGUAAGCCUACUAUUGACAACAAUCCGUGAGCUUACCACAUUUGUAAACAUUUAGACAACGUAUGUGUAUAAGAUUUAGAUUUCGACAACGAAUGGUUACAAUGUCGUACGUAUGCGUAUACUUUGACAACGGAUGUUAUUGAAAAAUUAUAAACACUUAGGUGUCAAUUUGAUACAUAGUAUUGGUAAUUUAUAACGGUACACUUACUUCUAUAUUACUUAAUACAGGUUCUUACUUAAUAUAGAAAAUAAAAUAUCAAAAUUAUACGAAUUGAACUCAAAUAGGUUGAUUUCUUUAUUUGGAAAAAUAAAUCCUGGACGUAGUAAAAUACUAAUAACAUCCCUGUUGAAAAUUUUCAAUCUUAAAAUGUGCUGAAUCGAUGUUGAUAUUGUCAUACAAAUUUUAGUAGUGCUAUAUACAUAUUAAAUAUGUGGGUGUCAUUGAAUAUCCUCUAGUGACAUUAAGACUAUUGACGUGGUAUGAUCUAUGUACUCUUGGUACUAUGGGCCCAUACGGAUGACAUUAGAACAUUUCUAUAAUUUAUGGAACUUAAUAAAUUUACCAUUCUUAGAGAAUAUUGACAUGUUAGUUGACAAUGUCGCUAGAUAUACAUUAUAUAUUUUGUCUCUGUAUUUUUUUUUGUAUUGACACAAAUUAAUGAUUGAAGACUUUUGAACUACAUAGUGCUGUUGACAAAAAGACAUACGGAUCCAAUCUGACUUCAGGGUUUUACUAUAAACACAUACUUACAUAUGUAUAUCCAGUUUUAUGUAAUCAGUUAAUAUUUCCCUUAAUAUUAAGUAUGAUUAAAUACUUUUUUUAAUUCACAAGUAUAACAUUUAAACCGUAACUAUUUCAAACAAACACAAAAACAUUCACUCUAAUCUAACAACUCUAAUCUUUGUUUUUCUUUACAAAAACCUUAUUGUCAUUCACCCAACCUCCUCUAAAUCAAUUAUUUAUUUUGACACUUCCAUUUAGUUCGCGCUUUUUAUUCUACUUAAUCGGACGUAUAAUGAAAAAAAGAAAAUAAGUGCCUAUUUUAUAUCAAAAAUUAGUGAGAAAUAAUAGGUUGUUUUAAAUAAAAUUUAUAUCAAAAUGAAGCUUAGGUUGUCUAGUUUAUGAAUAUGUAAAAAUUUUUUAAGUAGAAGGUGCAAAAUUGGUUAAAAAAGUGUGUAAAAGAAAUGAAAAAUACCAUAAUUGCAGUUGUUUUCAAAACAGCAACAAAUGUAUGUAAAUAAAAAUAAGAAGUGUUUUUGUUUGUGUAGGAAAAAAAAUAUAAAGGUAAUAAAGAGAGCAGUGUUUUGUUGUUGCUAUUUUAUUAAGAGCUCUAUCUAGUAAGAGCGUAAAUUAGUGUAAAUAAAAAUGUAAACAAACCCAUUUUAAUUGUGAUAAAUUGGAAAGAUGUUUGUUUGGUGAUUUUUGUAAAAUGGUAAGUUAUUUAAAUAUUUUAUUAAACGUGAAAAUUUUAAUAAAAAUUUGAAAUUACGAUAACCAGACAUUACAAAGCCUUUUGUAAGUUUAGUUAUUUGUUCGUAUGUCAACCACGUAAUAAAGACGGCAUCUAUUUUCUUAAUAGAUAAGUUACAAAUUGUCUCUUUAAGAAAUUCGAAAUUCGAAAAAUUUUAUUUCGGUAACUUUUCAUUUAAAUUAAUUAAAAUUUUUUAAUUUUUUUAUCAGUUCUUAUGCCCCAGUAAAAUUACUUUAAAGUAUAGAAACCUCACAAACCAAAUUCGGAAUUUGAAUGGAAAUUUAUUCUUUCCCGAUUGAAUUUUUAAUUUAUUAAUCGAAAUAUUAUUCUAAAAACAUUUCUGAAUUUAUCAUAAAUCCCUUUACUAAAACCAAAUAAAAAUAAAAAACCUUCAAAUUGUUUAUAUAAUUUUUUUUCAAAACUUGUUUAUUAAACAUUUUUUUAAAUAUUUUUUUUUAAUUAACACAACUUAAAAUGU
Lucilia cuprina (Australian sheep blowfly) is the source of this 6156-nucleotide messenger RNA. It is a transcript of the gene js, whose product is annotated as cell wall protein DAN4. The record is from RefSeq and is a predicted model, not a curated record. Gene Ontology annotation, cellular component: extracellular region. The transcript has 7 exons. Bases 388 to 2445 code for a protein of 685 amino acids. Gene Ontology annotation, molecular function: chitin binding. Lineage: Eukaryota; Metazoa; Arthropoda; Insecta; Diptera; Calliphoridae.